This is a messenger RNA of Saprolegnia diclina VS20, 1849 nucleotides long. RefSeq lists its product as hypothetical. The coding region runs from base 108 to 1688 and encodes 526 amino acids. NCBI's taxonomy places the organism in Eukaryota, Oomycota, Saprolegniomycetes, Saprolegniales, Saprolegniaceae. The record is from RefSeq and is a predicted model, not a curated record. The transcript has 5 exons.
CUGCGUUCGAGGCUGCAGAAGCAAAAGCGCACGGUCUCGAAGGAGUGGUCGCUGAAGUUGUGGUGUUGCGUGUGACACUGGCUGCGCACGAGCUCUCGAGCGCUGAGAUGGUCGCACAGAUGCGCGCACUGGAGUCCAAGGUCGUUGAAGCCGAGCAAGAACGCGAUGCUUUGCAGGAGAAGCUCGUUGGAGCUCGGGGCGAGCAUGCUGCGUUCGAAGCCGAAGCCGAGGCGCAACACGUCGCUCUUGAGGGUCAACUUCACGACGCGAUGGAGGCGCAUAAGGCGGCGAACGACGAGCUUGCUCUGAGCGUCCAAGCUCUCGACGCCAAGUUGACCGAGUCGAUGGCGGCCCACGACGCAUCCAACGUUCAGCACCAGGCAACUGUCGACGCGCUCCAAGUGGCCAUCGCACAGCACGUCGCAGAGCAUGAGGCAGCGCUGGCAGCUCACACGGCGGCUAUGGCUGCUCUUGAAGAGUUGCUAACCCAAGCCAAGGCUGGCCACGAUGAGGCGCAAGCCAACUUGGAUGCGGCCCACAUCGCUCAGGCGACGGCUGUGGCCGAGCACCUCGCAACAGUCGCAGCUCUCGAAGCCAAGAUGACCGAACACGCUGCCACCCACGACGCGGCGCUCACGCAGCACGCGACGUCGAUGGAGUCGCUCGAAGUGCAGUCGGCCGCUCAGCUCGCCAAGAUCUCGGCUUUGGAAGCUGCCGUGGCUGGUCUCGAGGCAGAGAAGGCGGCUCAGACGGAAGCUUGCACCGCACACUGCAGCGACCUUGCGCUUGCUCACGAGGCGGCUCAAACGCUCGAGGGUCAGCUCAAGGACCUCCACGCCGAGCUCGACCACGCCAAGGCUGAGCUUCAGACGACGACGGACACGAUGACGGCCCACGCGGCCACGAUUGCGACCUUGGAAGCGACGCUGCUCGUGACCGACGCCGCGCACACCGAAGCAAUGGAAGCCAAGAACACCGAGUUGCAGCACGAAAGCGACGCGUUGAAGGCGGCGCUCCACGCCUGCGACACCAAGUCGACUGUGAUUACGGAGCUUGAGACGUCGCUCGCCGACCAACACGCCAAGCUGGAGCAAGCAGAAGCCGACUACGCGUCGCUCGAAGCAGACUUGACGUCGCAACUUCACGCGCUCGAGGGCAGAGUGCACGACGAAGUGGCGGCCGCCGCUUUGCUCAUGGCGCGCAUUGCGGCCCUCGACGCCCAGCUCCAAGCAUCGACGCUUGACAACAACCGGCUCGAAGCCGAACGCGCUGCGUGCGCUCACGACCUUGCCGACCGCCAAGCGCGCGUCGGCGUCCUCGAGGCCCAAGUGCUGGUGCUCGAGGCUCAAGUGCACUCGGCGGAGAUCGAAUCUGCUGCGACCGCGCAAACCCUCAAGGAACACACCCUCGCGCUUGCGACGGCCGACGCCAGCUACAAGCAGCUCCAAGAAGUGUAUGCGACCAAGUCCACAAUGGCUUUUGAACUCAAGCUCCUCGUGGCCGAACGCGAUUUCGAGAUCAAGGCGCUCAAGUCGGAGCGCGACGGCUCCUCGCGCGCUCGCCUCGACUCGACGCAAUCGUGGCGCUCGGGCUUUGGCGACCUCCCCGAACAGCUCGAAGAGGAAGUCAAGCAGCAGCAAGAGCUCACCAAGAAGAUCCGACAGCUCGUGCUGCAGUGCCGUUGGUAAGACGUCUCGCCCGCGCCGGUCAUUUCCCGUGGCUGCCCUCCGUGCCCGACAUGUUGUAUUGAACCCGAUUGAUAGGACGCUUGAAGACACUCCAGUCUCCAAGCCAGAAUGAAGUGUAUAUAAUUGCAUGUAAAACAUUUGGAUUUUUGUACAUCGAGCAA